Messenger RNA from Ictalurus furcatus (blue catfish), 5145 nucleotides. It is a transcript of the gene prdm1a, whose product is annotated as PR domain containing 1a, with ZNF domain. Bases 1219 to 3477 code for a protein of 752 amino acids. Gene Ontology annotation, biological process: regulation of transcription by RNA polymerase II; cell fate commitment. The record is from RefSeq and is a predicted model, not a curated record. NCBI's taxonomy places the organism in Eukaryota, Metazoa, Chordata, Actinopteri, Siluriformes, Ictaluridae. Gene Ontology annotation, cellular component: nucleus; cytoplasm. Gene Ontology annotation, molecular function: DNA-binding transcription repressor activity, RNA polymerase II-specific; histone deacetylase binding; RNA polymerase II cis-regulatory region sequence-specific DNA binding. The transcript is spliced from 7 exons.
GAUGUGGUCAGAUCUUUGUCACCAGCAGAGCUUGGGUGGGUUUUUGUGUAUGUGUGUGUAGGGAUGUGUGUUUCAUGUGUUUCCGUCUAAGUUUGUUCAAGGCGCAAAAUGUCUUCCGUUCUCUUGUUGCAACCAGGCCAGUUUUCGCUUCUUCGCCACUCUUCCUCCCACAGAUGGAUAGAUGGAAGAGAGGUCUAGGGGAUUUCCAGGUUUUUAUUUAAACAAAAAAGCAUGCAUAGCUUUGGAAGAGUCUUAUAGUGGCAGGCCACCAGAGAUCCUUUCUGUCUGCUGUUUGGACUUUGCACAGAUUCUAUUUAAUUUUUUUUUUUUCAAACAAAUCGGAGUUCUUUCAUCUGAAGCCAUGGUUAGGAUUGUGUACAAAGCUUUACUUCAAUCACGUCACUUAGGGAGAGUGUUACAUCCUUCCCUUUUAUGAUUAUGGACCUCACUACUAUGGAUCUCCAUUCUGAUCAAACUGUAUGGGUGUAGAAGAGUUGAGAGGCAGAAUGUAGCACCCCCUAGGGGAUAUCAGAGAAGUUCCAGAAGCUGUGUAACAGGAGGAGGAGGAGGAGGAGGAGGAGGAGGUGUGAGGAGAAACACAGCCAUCAAUCUGCAGUUCCGCUCUUAGUAAACAGCAACAGGUUAUUGAGUCACUGGCGCAGGAUGUCCUUCCUUCUCAGGAAGAGAGCCAGAGGAAGAGGGAUCAACACCUCCCUCCUCCUCUCUUUAUACAAGACCAUCUCUCAUCAGCUUUGUGUCUGCUGCUUGAUUUCAUCUACCUCAGUAGAUAUGAAGACAUGCCUUUCCUUCUCCUUUACUUUUAUUGAGAACGAGUGAACGGAUUAUAUAAAAUCUAGAUUAUUUUUCUUGCGUGUGUGAUGCAUGUGACAUGACCUUGGAGGGUGGAGAGAGAGAGACAGAGAGAGAAAGAGGGAGGGAGUGAGUGAGGGAGGGAGUAAGGGUGGGGGAAAAAGUAGGAGGAGCCAACAAGGAGUCCUUCAACAAGUCAGAAAGAAACAUGCUCAGGCAGUUAGUCAAACUCGAGACACUCAGAGGAGAACACAGUCGCCAUCUGGACUAGCGGCUGGACAGGAGAGGGAACGAGGGUGAUCUGCACCUGUCCCACGAACACACACUCUUUCUAUUGCGCGCACACACACACACACACAGACGCGCGCACACACACAAGCGCACUCAGGGGAGAGAUCAGACGGCUCUAUGUGUGGCUGGAACCAAAGUCUGUCGGCCGCCUCUCAGCAUAGCUCCGUCAUGUUGACCACUGAGGGCUCCCCGAACACAGCCGACCAGGUGGAUCUGAAGAUGACCGUCGAGGAUGCCGACAUGUCCAAUUGGACAGAAGCUGAGUUCGAAGAGAAGUGCACCUACAUAGUGAAGGACCACACGUGGGAGAGUGCGGACAAGACAGAUCUGCCCCGUGCCCAGACCUCGCUGCCGAGAAACCUGGCAUUCAGAUAUGCCCCUGACUCCAAAGAGGUAAUCGGUGUCGUAAGCCGCGAGUACAUACCGACGGGUACGCGCUUCGGCCCUCUAGUGGGAGAAAGUUACACAGCAGAGAACGUACCCAAAGACGCCAACAGGAAGUACUUCUGGAGGAUUUAUGCAGGAGGACAGUUCCAUCAUUUUGUAGACGGCCUGGACGAGGAGAAGAGCAACUGGAUGCGCUAUGUGAAUCCAGCCCACUCACAGCAGGAGCAGAACCUGGCUGCUUGUCAGAAUGGCAUGAGCAUCUACUUCUACACAGUGAAGCCCAUCCCUGCUGACCAGGAGUUGCUGGUGUGGUACUGCACCGACUUCGCACACCGUCUCCACUACCCUCCCUCAGGAGAUCUCAUGAUGCAGAAGCUCAAGCAGAGUCUGAUAGAAGCAAAGCAGCAGGUGUCGGAAGAAAAACCUGUUGUGAAGAGAGAGCAUACUGUGUCAGAAAUCCUCAAAGACACAUGGCGGGAGCCUGCAAGGCCACUGCCCACACGUCCCCACUGCACUGUUAGCCCUGACAGACCCAUCUACCCCCAUGUCAUCUACCCAGUCCGCCCGCAGCCUCACCUCAGAGAGGAUAUCAUGAAAACCAGCCCAAGUAUCUGUUUUGCCACUUGUUCACCUGCACUGUCCUCAGCCACCCCUAGCCCAUCAGCACGCAGCAGCCCUGAAACCAGUCCAGGAAACAGUCCUGCUCCAGCAGAUCCUAGGGAUGCCCUGCCACUCUACAAUGGCAGCCUGGGUCACUAUCCUGGCUACUCCCUGCCCAACCCCCUUUCCUCAUUCUACCCCAACCCACAUUAUCUCUUUGCCCCUUACUCCAUGGGUAGAACACCACCAGUGGGGAAUGUGUUCUCCCGCAUGUACCCCAUUUACAACAGCUUACUGUCCCCUCACAUGCCCCACCCACCCACCAUGCUUCCACCUGAGGGAGGAAGGCAUUUCCUGCUGCCACCCCACAGGGACUUCCUGCUUCCACCACCCAAGAGUGCCUUCUCUAGAGCGACGACCCCAAAAGACAAACCCCUGCACAGACACCCUCAUGCCCCAAUCAGUGGUUCUCCCACAGCUGGUUCUGCAGUCUCUGUUGAUCAGCAGCCUGCCAACCCAACCUCAGCGCAGCCGAGCAUCCGACGUUCAGAGGAUGAGGCAAUCAAUCUCAGCAAGAUGAAGCGAGGCCCUGCAGGAUACAAGACGCUGCCAUACCCACUGAAGAAACAGAAUGGCAAGAUAAAGUACGAGUGCAAUGUAUGCAGCAAGACUUUUGGACAGCUGUCAAACCUUAAGGUGCACCUGCGUGUCCACAGUGGCGAGCGCCCUUUUAAGUGUCAGACAUGCAAUAAGGGCUUCACUCAGUUGGCCCACCUGCAGAAGCAUUACCUGGUCCAUACAGGAGAGAAGCCCCAUGAAUGCCAGGUAUGCCACAAGCGUUUCAGCAGCACAAGUAAUCUGAAGACCCAUCUAAGGCUGCACUCAGGUGAGAAGCCUUAUCAGUGUAAGCUCUGCCCAGCGAAGUUCACACAGUUUGUCCACCUCAAACUGCACAAACGGCUACACACUCGAGAGCGCCCCCACAAGUGUACACACUGCCACCGCAACUACAUCCACCUCUGCAGCCUGCGCCUCCACCUUAAGGGCUACUGCCUGGCUGCUAUGCCUUCCCCCCACUGCAGCCUCGACGAACUGAACCGCAUUAAUGAGGAGAUUGAGCGCUUCGACAUCAGCGACAAUGCUGACCGGUUGGAGGAGAUUGAUGGUGUUGAUGUGGAGAGGCUGGUGGAAAAGCAGAUCUUCAGUCUGAUCUGCCGUGAAAUGGACCUCAAGGCAUCAUACCACAAAGGCAGCACUGGAGGAGAUUUGCUUCCUCCAUCACAUCCGUCUAGCACCUACAGCCUGUAUGAGCCAAGCAGUGAAACAUCAGUUAUCAAGCUCCUACCUGUCAAGGUCAAACAAGAGACUGUGGAGGCAAUGGAAUCUUAGCCCCAGCCCUAGUACACACGCUCACUAAGACAUGCUGCCCCUCAACCUCAUUGGUUCACCCGGUCUGGCUGUGGACAGCCACAGGUGUACACGAUCCUUCUCAUAAGGAGACAGGCGCAGACCUUUGCUUUCAGGGAGUUACCAUACUCAGGGCUAAGAGACACUGCUCCAGGCCACUAGCGGUCCAGUGUGUCCUACACUUACUUUAGAGACAAUCAUCUAUUUCUUUAUUUCAUAAUAAUAUUAUUGUUGAUGUCAUUGGUAUUUGUUAUUAUUUUUUUCUAUUGUUAUUCCUUAAUAAUAUUUGGUUCAGUUCGAUAUGCAACUUCCUUAAUUUAUUGUCAAUGUUUACAAUGACUGGGUAAUUCAUUGUAAUUCACUGUUCUGUAUAUUUUCUAGUCACUCUUUUGUACAUAGUUCUUGCAGCCUGCGUUAGUUUGUUUGCCCUCUGAUUGUGAUGAACUAAUGAGUACCAGAGUUGAGGAGCUUGCCUUGAUUCAGGGGUUUUUUUAUUUGUAUUUUUAAUGCAGACAGGUUUUUUUUUUUCCUUUUUAAGUAGCUCUUUUAUGGAAGGCUGUUGUAAUACAACAAUAGUGGAAUUUUGACAGUGUCACCAUCACCAUGUCUUACUUGCUGGGGGGAGGGUGGGGGAAGGGUAAGAGAUUUGAUUGAUUUGUUUUCAAAUAACCUACAAGCCUUUCCCUAAUUUCUAAUGAGCACACCUCGGUGUAACACAAAAAGGGCAUUUUGUAUAUUUUCAACAAUUUACCUCAAACUGUGAGAGUGUGUGUGUGUGUGUGUGUGUGUGUGUGUGUGUGUAGGCUGUGAGUGUAUUCAGAAGGAAGUCAAAGGCAUAUAUGAUAUUUAUUGCUUUUCUACUUGAAGAAGAAACCAAAUGUCCCUGGAGUAGAGGUCUCUAUGUGGUUAAAAAAAAAAAAAAAAGAAAAAAAAGACAGGAGCCUGGUAGCAUGUAGCACACUGGCUAUGAAGCUGAGAGUACUUCUCUAUUGACUCACUAAUAUUUUGGCGCAAGGGACUGGAAUACUGAGCUAGUUACCAAAAGUUCACUUAAAGAGCAGUGAGUGUCUAUAGCGGUAUUAGUUGCUCUUUAGAUGUUGUCUGUUCUACAGAUUUUUGUGUUGUUUGCCCUUUUUACACUCAUGGAUGGCACAAGUCAAAGUGCCUUGGUCUUUAUAUGCACUGGUUUAUCUUCAUUGAUCAUUUUUUCUGUACUUUUUUUUUUUAAAUCCAGAUUUUUUCUGAGAGAGUCAUCAUUUUGAUGGCUUAAUGACUUUCUUUCCAUAAGGCACCAAAGUGUACCGUAAAGCAGUAGCAUCUCUUCAUUUCUGUUCUGAAGUAUGACCAAAGUCUUCCCCAUAUCUUCAGCUUUAAACGAAAUGUAAAACAAAAACAAACUCCUCUGUCUCUACGUUUACAUACAGGUUUACAUAGUUAUUUAAGUGCAACUUGUUUAAAAUGUAAAUUAUAUAAAAUGUUCACUGACAUAAUGGAAUGGUUUGUCUUUUCUUGUCAUUUUUUAAAAAAAAAACCAAAACAAAACAAAAAGAAUACAUGUUUCAGUCAGAAAAACGCCAAAGUACUUAAAGCCAUAGGACGAAUCCUUACGAUCAAUCCGGUACAAAUAUGAACGUGCAAUUACGGCUAUAU